Molecule: messenger RNA, 2969 nt
Organism: Photinus pyralis (common eastern firefly)
Lineage: Eukaryota; Metazoa; Arthropoda; Insecta; Coleoptera; Lampyridae
Product: macoilin
Exons: 4
Coding region: 135-1988 (617 amino acids)
Biological process (GO): neuronal signal transduction
Cellular component (GO): rough endoplasmic reticulum membrane
Source: RefSeq, a predicted model, not a curated record
UUUGACAACAAAAGGCAAUACCGCAAAAGUCACGGUUCGUGUGACGAAAAAUUAAUGAAACAGCCGCGCUUUUCAAGCAGUUUAUUAUUGAAGUGAGUGCAGUUAAAAUUAUUGUGCGUGGUUUUGUGAAAAUUAUGAAGAGACGAAAUGUUGAUUUUGGCAAAAUGAGGAGACCCCUGAAACGAAACAAAAUAACGGAAGGAUUUUACGGAAGCACCCUAUUGUACCUGAAAUUUUUUAUUUUGUGGAUCUUGGUGAUCUUGGCAGACUUCAUUUUGGAGUUCCGUUUCGAAUUUCUAUGGCCAUUUUACCUGCUCUUACGUUCAGUGUAUGAUUCGUUUAAGUACCAGGGCUUGGCCUUCUCCGUGUUUUUUGUGUGCAUCGCCUUAACGUCAGACAUGCUGUGUUUCUUCUUUAUACCUGUGCAUUGGCUGUUUUUCGCGGCGAGUACGUACGUGUGGGUGCAGUACGUGUGGCAUACCGAUAAGGGUAUUUGCACGCCCACGAUACUACUGUGGAUAUUGUUUAUAUAUUUAGAGGCGGCGGUGCGGCUGCGCGACGUUAAGCACAUGCCCGGACAUUUGGAUCUGUGUAGGCCGUUCGCGGCGCACUGCAUAGGGUAUCCGGUAGUGACGUUGGGCUUCGGGUUCAAAUCGUACAUCGGCUACAGAAUGCGACAGCGAAAGCAGCGCGACGUCGCAAAAGAAAAUGAAUUCUACCAACAGUUGCUGCUGCAAGCAUUGCCGUUGGACGUAGGAGCGAGCGCGCCCUCCGAAAGCGCGUCUAACGCCAUCGUACCUGCGACACAACUUCAUAAUAAUGUUAAAAUUCAAAACACUACAAAUAGACAAUCUCACGAAAAGAACGGACACAUACCCAACGGUACCGUAUCCAAUGGCAUACAUCAUAAUCACAUUCAAAAACCUCACAGAAAGUCGCUAGAUAAAAGCAAAGAGCACGUCGAGCACGAAGCAAGGCACACUUUAGAAAGUAGGCAAAGAACAAGUCAGCAUUCGCACACAAACGGUUCGGCGAUUGGCGCCGGAUCCGAGGAGUUCGUCGCGUCCGAACUCGAAAACAAACCGAGCAAAAGAAGAGAGAGAAAGGAACAAGACAAAGACAGGGACACGCUCGAGUACCUGCAGCGUCUCGAGACGGACGGCAGAAGACUAAAGACCGAUCUGCAAAACAGCAGGCAGAGCGAGCAGGAGCUGCGAUUGCAGGUCGUCCAUCUCACCACGAGCGAGAAGGUCGCGAAGGGCGAAAUGUCGGCGCUGCAGCGCGAAAUCGAGGAGCUGCAGAGUAGGCUGCAGGGCGCGAACAGUGUCAGACAGACGGACCGACAGACGAUCAGCUCGUUGGAACGGCGAAUCGCCGAAGAGCGACGUCUCAGGUCCAAUUGUGAGGCGCAACUCUCGCAGGAGAGGAAAAACAGAAAACAGGAGGAGGCGAGGGCCGCACAAGUGGCAGCACAGUCCUCCAGAGGCGAAUGCACAGAACUGUGUAAGUCGCGAAGGAGGGACAUAGAGUCCGAAAUAACGGAGUGCCGUUCGACGCAAAGGUGGUCGGACGAGCGCAUUGCGUGUUUGGAAAGGGAAAACACCUCGUUAGCCGAACAGCUACGCGACACAGACAUCCUCAUGUCGGCGCUCUCUGCGAUGCAGGAGAAGAAUACUCACCUUGAAAAUUCGCUCUCCGCCGAAACUCGCAUCAAACUUGAUCUCUUCAGCGCCCUCGGCGAGGCGAAACGUCAGCUCGAAUUACGCGACACCGCUAACCGAGCGCAAGAAAAAGAAAUCGACGAACUGAAAGGUAAGAUAGCACAGGUCUUGGCUGUCAUGCCGAACGACACAUUCGCAUCUCCGCCGACGCCUUCCAGUACGAUGUCGAGAGUGCGGCUGGCCGAAAGUCCGCCCGGAUCUACGUUGGAUCCCAACGCCACGGCCUAUACGCCCAAAAGUUCCCUCGUUACUUCCACUGAGGCUUAGGUUUGACGACACUGCGCUCGAACGUCAUAAGGCUUAAAGUCUUUUGAAUUGAUUGUAAAUUGAUUUUAGGUCGGUGUCAUUUUACUACAUUUUCACUUAGGUAUUGAUAGCGCGACGCGUUUUUGUUUUUUUUUCCUUUUUUUUUUGUUGAUGGUUCAAAUAAAAAAAGUUCGCAAACGAACUUUGUUGUAAAAUGAUUAUCGGCUCUCCUAUUUUUGCGUAUCUCGUUAUAGUCCCGUAUCGUUAGCUUAUUUAAUGUGAUAUAUUUAAUUGUAACACAGUACCUUAAUGAGGCGUUCGCCGACUGUUGAUUAUUUGUGCAUUGGUACUGAUGAUUUUUCGGUUAGUUUGACACUGAUGAUGGCUCACUCUUGGCUGACAUUUGAUCUCUACUGUCUCUUUAGUGUAACUGUAAUUGACGGUUUCGUUUGACUUUGGAAAAAGUUCUACCGUAACUCCGCUCCUUUGUUGUCACACACAUCAAUUUGUACUAAUAUUAUAAAAAUGAUUUGGGGAUGUACUUAAAAGGCAACGGAAUCAGGGUAGAACCUGAUUUUAAGGUCAAACUUACACGAAAACCGUCUAUUUUAAUAAGACUACAACUUCCACCUUGUACUUACUUGAAUUGUUCCUGUUUUUAAAGAGUACACAAUUUUUUUCUUCUGUUUCUUUUUCUCCCCGAUUUGUUUUCCGUUUAUUUUGGCAAAAUUUUCCCGUGGACACGGUGAGUGUGGUACUUAAGCCUCGAAUGUUUUUUUUUAGUUUAGUUUUUUUUCUCAAUUGCCGAGACAGACAUGGACGCCCCUUGUGAGAACAAGUUAAUACACAAAUUGACGAAGAUUUGUUUACAGCCAGUUUCUGGCAAUCGAAGCUUCGUUCUUUAUCGAAUCUGAUCUACUUACGUUUGUUUUGCCAUAUUUAUUUUGUUUGCUUUCUUUUGUAGUAUUUAAUAGUAAAAUAUACGUUUAUUUUUUUAUUUGA